Molecule: messenger RNA, 1221 nt
Organism: Ogataea parapolymorpha DL-1
Lineage: Eukaryota; Fungi; Ascomycota; Pichiomycetes; Pichiales; Pichiaceae
Exons: 1
Coding region: 1-1221 (406 amino acids)
Source: RefSeq, a predicted model, not a curated record
AUGUAUGAGGACAACGACAAACAAGCGUACUUAUCAGCUACUAGAAAUAGGUUAAAAUUCGACUCUCAAGGACAGCCUCAAAAGUCCCAUUUGACGCGAAGAGUCCCAACAGAUAGUACAUAUUCUCAGCGAAUUACGGGAUCUGGUGCAGGAACUGUACUGAAAAAUUCCCUUGAGACUUUGAAAUUACGGCAAUCAUCCGUUCGGGGCUUCUCUCCCAAUGCUGUCAACCUUACUGAAAGCCUGGAAGAAUGUUCUUCAUCCUCCCCCCAUGCUCAAAAAUUCUGGAAGUAUCAUGUCUUGCAAAUCAGCCAGUUUGAAUUUUAUCUUACAACGAACCCUGAUAAUAGACACAAAUUUAUCAGAGGCGCACCUGGCUACUACGUUGAGCUUGUACUCAACAAUGUUUUGGACGGAGAUUACGUUUCGGCUUCAAACAAUGGGUUUCAGUUGGUGUUUAAAAGACAAAGGUACCCAAUAUCAAAAACAGAGUCGAGCGAGACAAAAUUCGACCCAUCUCAGGUUUUCACAGUCAUGAAACAAUCGCAUUCUAAAGGGGGAGAUUUUGAGGUUGUGGGACAAAGCAGCGAGUUUGUGGAUGAUGAAGGACGACAUUCGUACAAACCGAAGCAGCAAAAAAUUGCGGCCACCUUUCUCAACAAAGCCAACUCGCUCUCACAAAAUGGAAUGGUGAUGGAAACUUGCUAUCGCCUCAAACAUCUUCGAGUCUGUACGCUUAAAGAAAAGAAGAGCACCAUUUUGUUCAAGAAUAAAAUUGACGGAGUAAAGUUGUCAAAAGAAGGUUCAAUUUACUAUAUCGAUGAUAAACUAGGUGGCUCAUAUUGGCAUGAUUCAAUCAUAGGACUUUUCAGACCCUGCGAAAGAGAUAUAAAAGCCAAAAUUACGAAAAAAGUAUUUUCAAAAGGGGACUCGUUCCAUUCAGUUCGUGAAGAGCUCAACGACAAUUUGGAGGCGAUGAGCCUUGAUGAUGAGGAAUCUUUCAGCGACCGUACUUUCUAUUUUGCUCGAGAUGGUCUUCUUCAAAGACAUCCUCAAGAUGAUUCACCGAACGAUUACAAACUGGGCUGGAUUACUAUUUACGACAAAUCAGAUUACUUUUCAACUCCCAAUGGAAAUUGGGAAAUGGUGCUAGGAGUCACAUUUGCUGCCGCUUUUGAACUGAUAAUCGAUAGGUUUGUGCGAGAUUCGGCGUUUGCUUGA